GUGCCCAACAACGUUGGCCGUGGUUAUGUCCUUCGUCGGAUCCUUCGUCGUGGUUCACGCUAUGUCAGGAAGAAGCUUGGUGCACCCAUCGGCUCGUUUUUCUCCUCUUUGAUGCCCUUUGUGGAGACCAUGGGUGAUGCCUUCCCUGAGCUUACAAAGAAGCAAGGCGACAUCAAAGAGAUCCUUGACGAGGAGGAAGAGUCAUUCUCACGUACCCUUGAUCGGGGCGAGAAGCUCUUUGACCAAUACGCGACACGUACGAAAGAUCUGGGUGUCAAUGAGCUCAAUGGUGCAGACGUAUGGCGGCUGUAUGACACGUACGGGUUCCACGUCGACCUCACACGGCUCAUGGCGGCGGGGAACUCAUCUCAUCAUCAUCUGGUAUACCGGCGGAUGCAAACUUUGGCGUGCUCGAAUCGUAUUCGGGCAUCAUAA
This is a messenger RNA of Suillus fuscotomentosus, 435 nucleotides long. Its product is annotated as alanyl-tRNA synthetase. Gene Ontology annotation, molecular function: alanine-tRNA ligase activity; nucleic acid binding; amino acid binding. The transcript is spliced from 2 exons. Gene Ontology annotation, cellular component: cytoplasm; mitochondrion. The annotation marks the transcript as partial. The record is from RefSeq and is a predicted model, not a curated record. Gene Ontology annotation, biological process: alanyl-tRNA aminoacylation; tRNA modification. Lineage: Eukaryota; Fungi; Basidiomycota; Agaricomycetes; Boletales; Suillaceae.